Coregonus sp. 'balchen' is the source of this 1511-nucleotide messenger RNA. NCBI's taxonomy places the organism in Eukaryota, Metazoa, Chordata, Actinopteri, Salmoniformes, Salmonidae. The record is from the annotation of a GenBank genome assembly.
UGUACGGUGCGCUGUCAGAAGUUCCUCAUCUCUCGUGUUGGUGAAGACUGGAUCUUCCUCAUCCUCCUGGGUCUACUCAUGGCUCUGGUCAGCUGGGUGGUCGACUUCGCUAUCGCCAUCUGUCUACAAGGUAAAGGAGGAGGGAGUUGGAAGGGAGGGAAGGUGAGGUAGACUUGGUCUAAUGAUGGCUCUGGUCAGCUGUACACUCUGUUCCUUUGGCUGAAUCAUUUCAUCUGACGCCUCUCCUGCAUGCAGCUAAAUAAGACAUUAAACCACUCCAGAUCAUUUCAGACACUGUGGCUUACGCACGCACACCCCUCAAACCAGGGUGUGUGUGUUCAUGAUGAGCUGCAGUGCAGAUUAAUGUCUCCCUGAGCUGCAGGUGUGUGUUUGUGUGUACGAUUAGCUUAAAUCUGGUUUAAUGUCAUCUUUGCAGCAUGACACUGUGUUUGUGUGUGUAGCAUGUAUGCUGUGUGUUCAGAAGGUGUGUGGGUGUCAAUGUGCUUUAUCUUCAGUCAAACACACAUUUACACACAUUGCUGCGGUGUGUCAGGUGGCAGACUGAUGCAUGUGGAGAAAGUGAAGCGGGGAGAAGAGUGAGUCAUUUAGAAGCAAGACGCUCAUCCCCCCUUUCUACACACACGCGCACACAUACACACGCACGCACACACACAUACGCACACAUACACACGCACAUAUACACACACUUUUGAUCUCUCCCUGUAAACUUUUGGGAGAGUCCUGCGGGUUCUACUGUUGUCAGAUAUUUGGUCACUGUACUAAUGAGUAGGGCUGGGAUUUGCCAGGGACAUAACGAUAUGAUAUUAUCACGAUACUUAGGUGCCGAUACGAUAUGUAUUGCGAUUCUCAUGAUUUCUAUAUGUUUUCACGAUUUAUAUAUUGGAUGUACUUUUACUUUAUGAUUGACAUCAAGUUGAUAUUGGUCUGUGUGCGUGUCCACAGCACAGAAGUGGAUGUAUGGAGGCCUGGAGAGUAAUGUGUUUCUCCAGUACCUGGCCUGGGUCACCUACCCUGUGGUGCUUAUAACCUUCUCAGCUGGCUUCACACAGAUACUGGCCCCACAGGCCGUAGGUAAGACACACACACACACAUUCUGACACAACCAUACACAGAUACACCCUCCACAUACACACACACAUACUGACUGCACCAUAGCACAAUAACCCCCUCUCCCCCGUCUAGGUUCAGGUAUCCCAGAGAUGAAGACCAUUCUGAGGGGUGUAGUGCUGAAAGAAUACCUCACCUUUAAAACGUUUGUGGCCAAGGUUAUCGGCCUCACCUGUGCCCUGGGCAGUGGCAUGCCUCUGGGAAAGGAGGUAACACACACACACACACACACACACACAGUACACAGUCCUUUGACGCAUACACACACAUACACUGUUCUCACAGUCAGGCUUGUGUGAGUGUGUGUGUGUGUAGCUGUCACUUGUUUCUGCCAGUAUAGUACAGUCUGUUCCAGGAGUUAUGCAGACACACACUCCAUUUGA